Messenger RNA from Cotesia congregata, 351 nucleotides. The record is from the annotation of a GenBank genome assembly. NCBI's taxonomy places the organism in Eukaryota, Metazoa, Arthropoda, Insecta, Hymenoptera, Braconidae.
AUGAUACACGAGGAAAAAGUACUAGACGAAAACCAGUGGAAAAUAGAAGCCCAAGCGAUAAUAAACGACGUCAAAAAUCACGUCCAGGACAUAAGUAUAUCGCAGAAACUCCAGAGUACGAACAGUAAAAUUUACCUCAACCUCACAACCCUCGAGAGUGAUAAAUAUUGUGUUAAAGUGUCAUCAGCUGGAUUUGCAGUAGCUAGUGAUCACCACGACACCAUAACCAAUUCUCAAACUGAAGCCCAAGUAUUUGAGACACCCUACGGACUUUUGGACUCCAUAAGCCCGAAAUAUCGAGAGUCAUUUGGGAAUGAUUUAAUAAACAAAUUAAAUAAUCUGAGUAACUAG